Messenger RNA from Dromiciops gliroides (monito del monte), 3986 nucleotides. It is a transcript of the gene F13A1, whose product is annotated as coagulation factor XIII A chain. The transcript is spliced from 15 exons. The coding region runs from base 94 to 2286 and encodes 730 amino acids. Lineage: Eukaryota; Metazoa; Chordata; Mammalia; Microbiotheria; Microbiotheriidae. Gene Ontology annotation, biological process: blood coagulation, fibrin clot formation; peptide cross-linking. The record is from RefSeq and is a predicted model, not a curated record. Gene Ontology annotation, molecular function: protein-glutamine gamma-glutamyltransferase activity.
CUGACAAACUGUCCAGCUUAAGGAAGUCUUCCAGGAGUAGAAAAGAGCGAGCUCAGGGGAGUCUCAAAACAACAGGUGCUGAUAAAGCCGACAAUGUCUGAAGGUAGCAGGACGACUUUUUCGGGCCGGAGGGCUCUGCCGCCCAACAAUUCCAAUGGAGAAGAGGAUGAGCUCCCCACCAUGGAAAUUGUGGGCCUCUUGCCCAGGGGAGUCCACUUACAAGACUAUCUGAAUGUUACGGACAUCCACCUCUUCAAGGACCAAUGGGAUACCAACAAGGUAGAGCAUCACACAGACCGUUAUUACAACGAAAGGUUGAUCGUACGCCGAGGGCAGCCUUUUUUCAUCCAGAUUGACUUUAAUCGCCCCUAUGAUCCCAGAAGGGAUGUCUUCCGACUGGAAUAUGUCAUUGGUCGCUACCCUCAGGAAAGUAAAGGGACCUACAUUCCUGUUCCCAUCGUGUCAGAGUUUAAAAGUGGAAAGUGGGGGGCAAAGAUCAUUUUGGAAGAGAACCGGUCUGUCCGCCUGUCUGUCCAGUCCUCCCCAGAAUGCAUUGUGGGGAAAUUCCGCAUGUAUGUUGCCAUCUGGACACCCUAUGGCAUUAUCCGAACAAGCAGAAACCCAGCAACUGACACUUAUAUUCUCUUCAACCCUUGGUGUGAAGAGGAUGCUGUGUAUCUGGAUAAUGAGAAGGAAAGGGAAGAGUAUGUCCUGAAUGACCUUGGAGUUAUAUUCCAUGGAAACUUCAAUGAUAUAAAAACUAGGAGCUGGAACUAUGGUCAGUUUGAAGAUGGCAUCCUGGAUGCUUGCCUAUACUUAAUGGACAAAGCUCAAAUGGAUCUCUCUGGACGGGGGAACCCAGUGAAAAUCAGUCGUGUUGCAUCUGCAAUGAUCAAUUCCAAAGAUGAUCAAGGGGUUGUUGUUGGAUCCUGGGACAAUGUAUAUGCCUAUGGUGUGCCUCCUUCUGCCUGGACUGGGAGUGUCGACAUUCUGUUGGAAUAUCAUAGUUCUGGAAAUCCAGUACAGUAUGGUCAGUGCUGGGUUUUUGCUGGUGUCCUCAACACUUUUUUUCGUUGCCUUGGAAUACCUGCCAGAAUUAUCACCAAUUAUUUCUCAGCCCAUGAUAAUAAUGCCAAUUUGCAACUGGACAUCUUCCUGGAUGAAGAUGGAAAAAUAGAUCCUAAACUUACAAAGGACUCAGUGUGGAACUAUCAUUGCUGGAAUGAAGCAUGGAUGACCAGGCCUGAUCUUCCUGUUGGUUUUGGAGGAUGGCAAGUGGUGGACAGCACCCCCCAAGAAAACAGUGAUGGGAUGUACCGCUGUGGUCCUGCCUCUGUCCAGGCUGUUAAGCACGGUCAUGUUUGCUUCCAGUUUGAUACACCAUUUAUUUUUGCAGAGGUCAACAGUGAUCUUGUCUACAUUACAGUCAAAAAAGAUACCACUCAUUUGGUUGCAGCUGUUGAUAAAACCCACGUUGGAAAAUUAAUUGUGACCAAGGAAAUUGGUGGAGAAGGAAAGCAGGACAUAACUGAAAAUUACAAAUUCCAAGAAGGCAAAGAAGAAGAGAGACUUGCCCUAGAAACUGCUCUGAUGUAUGGGGCUAAAAAACCUCUUGACACAGAGGGCAUCCAUCAGUUCAAGGCUGAUAUUGACAUGGACUUUGAGGUAGAAAAGGCUGUGCUUGGGAAAGACUUCAAAGUCACCAUCACUUUCCGGAAUAGCACCUCCACACAUUACACCGCGACAGCAUAUCUCUCUGGCAAUAUCGUCUUCUAUACAGGUGUGGCAAAGUCAGAAUUCAAGAAUCAGACUUUCGAUGUGAAAGUGGAGCCCUACUCAUUUACAAAUGUGGAGGUGCAAAUUAAAGCUGGCGAGUACAUGGGCCAGCUGCUGGAACAGGCCUCGCUCCAUUUCUUCAUCUCGGCUCGGAUCAAUGAGACCGGCAAGGUUCUUGCCAUGCAGAAAUCAACUGUGCUGCAUAUCCCUACAGUGAACCUCAAGGUUCGAGGACAAAAAGUAGUUGGUUCAGAUAUGGUUGUUACAGUAGAAUUCACCAACCCACUGAAAGAAACACUGCACAAUAUCUGGAUAUACCUUGAUGGACCUGGAGUAAUGAAACCAAUCAGGAAAAUGUUUCGUGAACUUCCACCCAAUUCUACCUUGACUUGGGAAGAAGUGUUUCGGCCCUGGGUUCCUGGCUCACGGAAACUGAUGGCUACCCUGAACUGUGAUGGCUUGAGACACGUGUAUGGGGAGCUUGAUCUCGAGAUUCAAAGAAGGCCCUAGGUGUAAACCUGCAAGGGAGAAGGCAGAAAAAGCUUCUCUUCCAAGUCUUGGUUAAGAAAUUCUGAUGCAAAGAUAGGCCAGCUCUUCUUUUAUCUUAGGUGCUAGCACAUUACACAUUCUGGAAGGCAAGGCCAAGAAGUGAAAGGGCCGGUAUGCACUCGACAUCCAAUAAGAAGCUUUCUACCACACUUUUCCAAAUUCUGCUUCCUCGGUCUGGAGGUGCAUGCAGACAAGCUGGAGAGAUCUUGAAUAAUUCCAGCUUCUAAAGUGUUCUGAGCAUUAGCUUUAAUUAAGUUCUAAUUAAGCUCUAAUAGCUCAUCAAACUAAAAGUUAUCAUUUAUCAUGGCAAACGGCUCAGACUCCAAUAAUCAGAGGGAUUUUCUAACCCAAGUAAUUUGCUUGUGCCCUGAUUUGAUUUCAGACAAGAUUUCCAGUGCCCAGGAAGUAAAUAUACAAAUAAACAAAGACCCUCCAAAAAGAAACACCACACAAACACACCUUGAUCCAAGUGCUUUCUUUUUGUGCUUUCUGCCCAUGAAUGUUUCUCACCACACACACACACACACACACACACACACACACACACACACCUUCCGCCACAGCAGCAUUUUCUAUAUGGGUUAUAUGAGGGGAAGGGCUUCCAAAAAGUCUCUAGCACCUACAGCAGAGGGACUGCCUGCCAAAUUUCACAGAUUUACUGUGUGAAAAGACGCAGCCCCAUCUUAACAAACUACAUUUAUGAGGAAUGUAAUCACCUAAGAGAUAUGGAAGCAAGGGCACUACUCAGGCCUUUUAAAACAAGACAGCUUUAUGGUGCAUUUGAUAGGAGAUGUCAGACUGUGGCCUCAUGCACAGGAGCCUUUUAGCUCCUAGAGUUAAUGAAGUAUGGUUAUAAAGUACUAAGACAGGUUUGUGGAGUGUGUGGAAUCUGUCUCACUACUUUAAAUUCACACUUCUUCCUUGUGUCCUGAAUCAUUCACCUCCCCAGAAAUUUAGGCCCUAGAAAUUCCUUUUAGAACCAUGUCAACUAGGCCAACGCUAUGGAUGGAGUGGUCAGUUUGGUGGAUGGAGAAGGAUUGAUUCCUACUAAAUCUUUCCAGAUAUUUGUAUCUUUCAUUCAGUAACCUCAGCUAGAACUGGGAUGCUGAAAACGGAUAUUUACUCAGUCUUGCAAAUGGCCACUAGUGCUGUGAUGCUUCAGGCAAAUGAUAAAGAAUGUCGCAUUCAUUCAUUUUAUUCCCUGAAGGGAAUGGUACAAUUGGGACAGUGCUUAUUUGCAAUGCUGGUUUAUGUUAAAACUCUAUCAAAAUGCCCAAGAGAAUGGUCUAGAUCAGAAGAUUGUGAUUCUUAGCAAAACUGCACAGUAGGAUAGAGAACUGGGGUAUGGGAGGCAGGGGUCAUAAAGGAUAGAAUUGUAUACUCAGAGUCAUAUGGCCACCAUUGGUGGAAAAUUGGGUCUUGGAUGCCCUUCCCAGGCAUCUAGACAUAAGUCCUACAAGAGUAUUUUAAUCAAUGCUAAGGCUUUUUUAAAAAUCACUUUUAUUAAGUAAUGUCAAGAGCUUUUGCUGAAUCUUUUGGUAACCAAAUUUCUGAAAGUUUUUGCUAUGCUACAAACUAGCUUGACUGUUAUUCACUUGCAUGUUCUAAUUAACCAGUAUGUAAUGGAACCUUAAAAUAAAAUUCAUCCCAUUACACUUGUA